This is a messenger RNA of Mus pahari (shrew mouse), 1200 nucleotides long. RefSeq names its product igE-binding protein-like. The transcript is spliced from 3 exons. Lineage: Eukaryota; Metazoa; Chordata; Mammalia; Rodentia; Muridae. Gene Ontology annotation, biological process: viral process. Gene Ontology annotation, molecular function: structural molecule activity. The record is from RefSeq and is a predicted model, not a curated record. The coding region runs from base 1 to 1200 and encodes 399 amino acids.
AUGGGCUCGUCACAGUCCGUGGUUACAACUCUGGAAACCAUUUUAAAGCAGCAAGACAUCAAAAUCAAGCAAAGAUCGCUUAAGAACUUUGUUAAAGAGGUGAAUUGCGUGGCUCCUUGGUACGCGUGUUCAGGGUCUCUGACUCUGGCCUCUUGGAAUAAACUAGGGAAAGAUCUUGACCGCCACCUUACAGAUGGGGACUUACGUCUAGGCACUAAGGCCAUAUGGAAGCUUGUUAAAAAUUGCUUAGAAGAUGAGACUUGUAAAACCGUUAUAGCUAGUGGGCAGUGCACAUUGGAGGAAGUUCAGGACAGCAUGUCAGAAACCAAACUUAGUGAGAGGAUGGAACUAGAAGAAGAAACAGUAAAAUAUGAAGAAGAAAGAUACGGCCCCAAUCAAGGAGUGCAACUAAGAACUAAUAAAAAAGGGGGUAUAUGGUCGUCCUAUAAGCUCCUUACACAGCCGGUGACUAAACCCUCAGCNCCUCCACCANAUGAAUUAAGAUAUGGCGCCAGUUCCUUUUUACCCCAGGAAGAAUUAAAAAAGAUUCAAAUGGCCUUUCCGGUUUUUACAACAGAUGCUGGACACAUAUAUGCCCCUGUAGAAUAUCAACAAAUUAAAGAACUUGCUGAGUCCGUCCGUAACUAUGGGGUCAAUGCCAAUUUUACCUUAGUGCAGGUUGAGAGACUCGCCAAUGUGGCAAUGACUCCGGCAGACUGGCAAAUGGUCGCUAAGGCGACCCUACCUAAUAUGGGGCAGUAUAUGGAAUGGAAGGCCUUGUGGUAUGAUGCCGCUCAAAGUCAGGCAAGAAAUAAUGCUGCAGCAGAAAAUAAUGAACAAAGAAAUUGGACCUUUGAAUUAUUAACCGGUCAGGGACAGUACGCUGCCAACCAGACUAAUUAUCCUGUGGCUGCAUACGCCCAAGUGUCGGCAACUGCCAUUAAGGCUUGGAAAGCUCUCACUAAAAAGGGAGAANCUGGAGGCCAUCUUACAAAAAUCAUCCAGGGCCUCCAGGAACCAUUCUCAGACUUUGUAGCAAGAAUGACUGAGGCUGCAGGCAGGAUCUUUGGAGAUCCUGAACAGGCCAUGCCAUUGAUUGAGCAACUUGUCUUUGAACAGGCCACACAGGAAUGUUGGCUGUCAUGGAACUAUCUCUGUAGGCUGAUCUUGAUCUCAGAUCUGUAUGGCUCUCACCCCUGA